UGGCCUCCUCUGUUUCCAUCCUCUGUUUUUCAUCCUCUGUUUUCACAUCUAGCUUCCUAGAAUCUCAUACUCUGAUUCCCCAAUCCUUCAAAUUUAGGUACAUCCAAGGCAAACCCACAAAACAAUACACACAAAAUCUCAAAUUUUUUGUCUUUUAAUUUUUUUUUUAAACAGCAAUAGGCCAACUCUGUGUGUUAUCUGUCUGUGCAUUGGUGGUUGCUACAAAAAGCUUGUCCAAAAAUAGGCAAAAAUUGCAAGGAAUGAGGUAUUAUACUAGCGGGUGACAAAUUACUUUGUUCCUAAAAAAGCUCCUCUGUUCUCGUGGGAAAUCAGUGGCUUGUUUCUCUCCUGUCCCAGACUCUUUGGGGAUCUUCCAUUUUCUUCCUCUCUUCACAUACAAGAUUUUUCUUGUGAGGUUGGAUUCUUUGUUUUCAAUCUCCCCACCUGUCGAAUUUCGAUAUGGGUUCUUUAAUUUCUUCCUUUUGGUUUGGAUUUCAGGCUCCUCUGAAAAUUCUGUAGUUUUAAUUAAUUACAGUAAUUGCAUCAGACCAUUUGAAUUCUGAGAUGGCGUCAUCACAAGUUGAAAUGGCCUCCACCGCGCCUUUUGGGUGCGUGUUAAGGGAUCACAACCGGCGAGACAGGUGCAGAGAAAGCAAUGCCAGGGCCACGCAGGCUGCUUUUCAGAAGAAUUUGAAUAGCUUGGUGAGGAAUCACCUCACCACCUGCAUUUCUGUCUCAUCAACCUCUGCCUCUAAUGACCAGGAAAGCAACAACUCCCAAGACCAAAACAUAGAGAAUGUCGAAAGAGAUGAUGGUUGUUCGACAAUGAGCCCGAGGCAGUCUCGGGUUCUUGAUCGAUGGGCUGAGAGACAAGGAGGGAAAGAAGCAAUGGCAAUGGUGGAGAGGCAGAGCCAGGAGGUAGAGCUUAUGUCAGUGCCUAGUUCCGCGCCUUCAUCAACGAGGACAUCGACAUCAAUGAAGGAAGGGACUCUUUCAAGGACAGAUAGCUUGGCGGAUAUUUCCAAUCGGGGAGUUGGAGCUUCUUCGCUGGUUCAAAUAUGGGAGAAGAGGCUGAACCUAUCAAACAGUUUCAAGAUGAGUUCCAAUGGCGGCACAGAGACGAGCAGGUCUAACUCUGGAUUGAGCUUCAAUGAGAAUGAGAACAUUUUUUAUACUUUCAAUGAAUACAGUGCUUCCAAUGAGUCUGUUGCUUCGAAUCAACCUGUUUUCGAAAAGCAAUUAUCAAGAGAGUCUGAAGCAGGGGUCUCGGUUUGUGUUGAUGAAAGGUAUGACACUUGCCCGGUUGCUGAGGAUUCCAUUGAGGACACACAUUCUGAUGAAAGCGCCACAAGUGAUGCCCGGAGUAAUUUAGAUGCAAGGGAAAGAGAAAGAGAAAGAGAGAAGGUUCGGGUUGUGGAUAUCAUUAAACGGUUGACAAUGACAGCACACUGUCCAUUAUCAUCUCCAAGCGAUGAUAAUGAUCAUGAUCAGCAGUCCUGUGCCAAUGCAUCUCCGUCUAGAGAGCGCGAUCGUGAGAGGUCUUUUGGGGUUGAUCAGACAGAGCAGCUGCACAAAGGGUUCUCUCAGGUUAUAAGUUCGCCGAGGAUGAUCAGAGGCAGGCAGGCAUUUGCGGAUUUGCUUAUGCAAUUGGAGCGUGACCGGCAUAGGGAGCUUGACACACUUGUAGACCGCAGAGCAGUUUCAAGAUUUUCACACAAAGGGCGAAUUCAAUCAAUGUUACGGCUUAAACUGCUGCAACGCGGCAUGGCAGGGGCAGCAGGUCAAGAAGUACCACGCCGGAAACCAGCAAAAUCUCAAGUGAACAAGUUGCCACAAGGCUCUGCUGCCAUCAUGCAUCUCAGGGAGAAAUUCAGCGCUUGUUUCGAGCAGGCCUCAACAGCUCAGAGUGAUGCAGCUAGCACAAAAAUCCCUCAAAGGGAGGUCGUCAAGGACACCAGUGUACAUGCACAAAACUCCUCCACCUCCAACAUGCCUAGCGAAAACACUCCUAGUUGUAACAUUGAUAUAACUGAGCAGAAGAAUGCAACAUGGGUGCAGACUCCAUUGCCGUGUGCUAGUAAUGAUCUUCGUGAAGUAGUUAGCAUGAGUUCUAAAGUCACUUGUCAAGAAACAAGCUCAGUGGCUACAAAUACCUCAACGGAUGCUAGUAAAGAUCUUCGUGAGGAAGCUAGCCCAAGCUCAAAAGUCACCUCGGAAGGAACAAGUUCAGUGGCUACAAACAAUUUGCUAGCUGCUAGUGAAGAUCUUCGUGAUGAAGCCAGCCUGAGUUUGAAGGUCACUUCUCAAGGAUCGAGUCCAAUGGCUAGGAACACCACGCCUCAUGCUAGCGAAGAUCUUCGUGAAGAAGCCAGCCCGAGUUUAAAAGUCACCUUGCAGGGAACAAGUCCAAUGGCUAGGAGUACCUCGCCUCAUGGUAGUGAAGAUCUUCAUGAAGAAGCGAGCCCAAGUUUAGAAGUCAUCUUGCAAGGAACAAGUCCAAUGGCUAGAAAAAACUCGCCUCAUGCUAGUGAAGAUCUUCACGAAGAAGCCAGCCCAAGCUCAAAAGUCACCUUGCAAGGAACAAGUUCAGAGGCCAGAAACAACUUGCCUCAUACUAGUGAAUAUCUUCAUGAAGAAGCUAGCCCGGGUUCAGAAGUUAUCUGGCAAGGAACAAGUUCGGAGGCUAGAAACCUUGAUGUGCAAGAAACCGCAGAUGCAACCACAUCCUUGGUUGGUUGGCAUGAGAAGGAGAUAGAAGAACAACUAGAGGAUGAUUACCAGUACUAUGGAGAUUAUACUUAUGACUGGAUCAAUGAGAUUUCUCGCCCACGUAGCUACUGGGAAGACCUGAGGAAGGCAUGGUACCAAGAGAUGCUUAACUCCAACUCAGGUAAAGGAGAGAUACGCCAACUUAUCGAAAGAAGUACAGUAUCAAAUUUUCUUGCUAGUGAUUUCCGAGACAGAAUAGACAGGUUGAUGGUAUCUCGCUUAGAAAUACAAGCGCAACCAGAUGGCAGUCAAGAAGGAGAAGACAAUGACAUUAACCACGAUAGGACAAAUCCAUUGGUGUCUUUCUUACAACAGCAUCACCAAAAUCAACAACAACAAGAAUUGCAGCCGGCAGGCAGUCAAGAAGAACAACAAGUGCAAGAACAAAAACACCAAGAAGAUCAGAACAUGACAGAAGAAGAUGAUGAUGAGGAAGAAGAUGAUGAUGAGGAAGGUGAUGACGAUAAAGGAGGAGAAGAAAGGAGUCUAAUUAGUGCUCAAUAUCAAGAAGCGAGUGAUGAUUUUUACCAGUGCACAUCAUUGCAGCCAUCGCCAUCUCAUAUGACAUCGUGGAGCUAUCAAGAUAUUGAAGUGGGAGAUAAUUUUGGUCGAGCUGCUUCUACAUCUCCACCCCGACAUUUUCCAUCUCAUUCUUACUAUCCAAAUAGUCGGCAAGGUUCACAAUCACCAUCUCUAUCAUACCAUCAAAAUCAUCACCACGUCUCUUCCCCCUAUCAUCCUUCAAUGGAAAUGGAAUUCAUUUAUGACAUGAGAGGGCAGAUGGAGAAACUCUAUCGUGAGAUGUCGGAGCUACGAAAAGUAAUAAAGAGCUGUGUAGACAUGCAACUGGUAAUGCAGCAAUCCAUGAAGCAGGAAGUUCAUUCAGGUCAAGCGGAGAGGAAGAGGUCGGCAAAUGGAUUACCAAAGAAAGGAAAUUGUUGCAUUUGCCAUGAAGUGAAAGUCGACUCACUUUUUUACAGGUGUGGCCACAUGUGCACCUGUCUCAAGUGUGCUCAUGAGUUGCAAUGGAACAGCGGAAAAUGUCCAAUCUGUCGGGCUCCAAUCGUGGAUGUCGUGAAGGCACAGAUGGAUUACUAGACUCUACCGGCGCCAGGUGAACGAGUUCUUGCUUCAGAGGACCGUCUUUCUUUCGAACAAUUCAACAUAGUGAAGCAUCCAACAUUGGAAGAGGAAGCUAAUUUUGUUCAUCUUUGCCUAUUUACUUAUAUAAUUUUUUUGUACAUGUCAAAAGUCAUCAUGGGACAUCAUACUUGGUUUCUCUUUUCCCACAUAUACUCUUGUGUGUGUGUUUUUUUAGGAGAGACCCACAACUAACAAGCUCUAUUGUUUGUUAUUCGUCUUGCUAUAUACAAUUUGAGAAAAGGUGCCUCUUUUUGGAAA
This is a messenger RNA of Malus domestica (apple), 4170 nucleotides long. RefSeq lists its product as uncharacterized. The record is from RefSeq and is a predicted model, not a curated record. Lineage: Eukaryota; Viridiplantae; Streptophyta; Magnoliopsida; Rosales; Rosaceae.